Molecule: messenger RNA, 207 nt
Organism: Plasmopara halstedii
Lineage: Eukaryota; Oomycota; Peronosporomycetes; Peronosporales; Peronosporaceae
Exons: 3
Coding region: 1-207 (68 amino acids)
Source: RefSeq, a predicted model, not a curated record
AUGCUGAUAUCGACCAUCCAGACAUCAAUGGUUGAAAGAACUACGUUGAUCGCCUUGUGUAGGAUUUACACGCGCGAAGCGACCAUGUUGCUAAAAGGAGUCAAUUUAAAUCUUCGUACUCAGUCGCACUUUGAAGCAAAACGAUACGAGUAUCUUACAAUAAAUGAGCCUCGUGGAAAACGCAUGGCACUAAGGCUGGAACUAUGA